GUUUGUUAGCGGAGCGAGGCGAAUCUGUCUAUUCCCCAGCCUCCCCUCUCUCUCGGUGAAGCAAGAGCUACUUCAAUUAUUAAACCCUGUCUUGAAGAAGUAGCAGCACCAAUUACACAAAAGUACACAAAGACGAUGGGAGCAUCGGAGGCUCUAACUGAUCCGUCAAGCUUAUAUAAUGUGGGCAACAAUGAUUUGUCUGAUACUGAAACCGUGCUUAACGUGAGAAACGCCCUUGCAUCUGUUCAGAAUGGGGAAUCAGACCUUUACGAUCAGUUUGUUGAAACUAUUCAGAUCAACAAUAGAUCUGAUGAUGCUCUUGGGGCACAGCUUGAUGCACUCUUGAAAGCUUUAUCAGGCUCUGUGGCUUGCAUAGAUGUCAAUCACCAUCGAAGGAUUCUCUCUGGGAUAUUUGGAAUGUCAUUGUGGGAUCACAAGCUUCAUGUAAUGGAUGCAUUGGUGGACCUAAUCAUAUCACUGGCUGCCAGUAGUGGAAAGUAUCUGGACAAUUGUCUGAAUAUGCUCAUAAGACACUUCGUUCCACCGCCUUGGGUAAUUGAUAGACUUUGGCAAAACCGUGUAAUCGUCCAGAAGCAAAACGUUCUUUCUCGGGUUCAUGAAGCUCUUCUGAAGAUCUCUCUUUUGGUUCCUCUUGCUCCCUCGAGACUAUUCCCCAUGCUCGCUCAACAACUGCCCAAAAUAAACAAAAAGGACCAGGUGGUGGUGAUCUAUGUGGAGAACUUAUUAAAGCUGGAGAAUAGCUCAAUCGGGCAAGUUGGUGGUGGCAUGAUUUUUAUGAUGGUGAUGGAGAGGCUGCGAGAUUUGGAUUUGGAGAUUGAUUGGGAUGAUAUUCUACAAGAUGAUUCUAACAGAGGCAUGUUUGAUAUGGAACUUGAAGAUGCUAUGAAUGAAGGAGACGAGCUUCCAGUGGGGUCUCUAAAUCAGGAUACAUCGGGUGGAAAGAUAGAGUCUUUGGACAAAUUGAUGGUCGCAUGUUUUGAUCAUCUUGAAUCGUGUAAUCUUCACGGUCGUUUGGAUCAGGUGUUUGAAAAGCUCUUUGAUUCAUUUGAGAACUUCAUUCUGAAUACAUACAAAUCAAAAGUUUCGCAGUUUCUGAUGUUCUAUGCAUGUUCACUGGAUCCUGAAAAUUGUGGUGUGAAAUUUGGAAGUAAGCUAUUAGACAUUUUUCUCUCCAGCAACAAGCCUCGACCUACUAGGAUGAGUGCAGUGGCUUAUCUAGCUAGCUACUUGGCUCGUGGAAAGUUUUUACCUGUUUCCUAUGUGGCUACCAUGUUAAAAAGGUUGGUAGAUGAGUGUGCGGAUUACUGUAGAAUUUGUAAUGAUGAUAUAAGGCCCGAAGCACAUCAGCUUUUCUACUCAGGAUGCCAGGCUAUCAUGUAUGUGCUCUGCUUCCGGAUGAGAUCCAUCUUAGAUGUUCCUCGCUUUCGGUCCGAGCUUAUACCAUUGGAGUCAAUUUUAAUGCACAAACUAAACCCAUUGAUGGUAUGCCUGCCAUCCGUAGUGGCAGAGUUCCUUAGACAAGCUAAAGCAGGUGGCCUGUUCGUAGUCUCAGACUCCUUCAUCUUCGAAGAUCUACUUGAGUCUGAGCUUUCCCGUGCUUUUGGCGGGUGUGAGAGGCUUGAUACAUUCUUCCCCUUUGACCCUUGCUUGCUGAAAAGCUCUAACAGCAAUAUCUCCGGGAAUUUCAUCUACUGGUCGAUGGUUAGACCGACCUAUGACAAAGAUGAUGAGGAGGAGGAGGACGAUGCUGAGAUAAUUGUGAAUGGGAAUGAGGAGAGUGAUGAAGAGGACGAGGGUGAUCUUGACUACGCCUUGAACAAGAUGUCCAUAACGCCUAAGCACUCUUUCAAGAACAAGAUGGAAAGAGAGAGACUUGUGAAAAUGCCUUCCAUGAUCAGACCUUCUACUAGUCCUGAAUCCCUUUAAGCUUGUUGGGAAGGUCUUAUUAAGCAUUUUUUUGUAAGCAAUAUCGACUUGAAAACUUUUUAAUAUAUGGAAACAGUGCUUGUUCUUGAUA
Messenger RNA from Brassica oleracea var. oleracea, 2038 nucleotides. RefSeq names its product RNA polymerase I-specific transcription initiation factor RRN3. The transcript is spliced from 16 exons. Gene Ontology annotation, cellular component: nucleus. The coding region runs from base 136 to 1947 and encodes 603 amino acids. Gene Ontology annotation, biological process: transcription initiation at RNA polymerase I promoter. The record is from RefSeq and is a predicted model, not a curated record. Gene Ontology annotation, molecular function: RNA polymerase I core binding; RNA polymerase I general transcription initiation factor activity. Lineage: Eukaryota; Viridiplantae; Streptophyta; Magnoliopsida; Brassicales; Brassicaceae.